AUGAAGUCCCUCACGCUCCUUCUUUCUGCCCUCUCACUGGCCACCGCCAGCCCUUACAUUCAACCUCGGCAGGUUUCCUACGAUGGGUACCAAGUUUUCCGUGUGCCCGUCGGCCUUGACGCGUCCAAGGUCACCGAGAUCGUUGACAAGCUGGGGCUAGACACCUGGAAGGCCCCCAAUAAGGCUGGAGCUUUUGCCGACAUUGUCGUUUCCCCUGAGAAGUUGCAAGCGUUCAAUGACGAGGUUGCCGGAAUUGAGGGCAUCGAGGUGAUGCACGAGGAUCUUGGUGCUUCCAUCGCGGCCGAGCAAGAGCCCGCAACCGACGUGCUGCUGGACCGAGCUGCCGCCGCCAUCAACUCGACCUGGUUCACAGCAUACCACAACUAUGCAGACCACCUGUCGUUUCUCCGAGGUCUCCAGGCGCAAUACCCUGCCAACUCGGAAAUUGUCACCUCAGGCAACUCGCUCCAGGGGAACGCCAUCACCGGCAUCCACAUCUACGGAAGUGCAGGCAAGAAUGUGAAGCCCGCUGUCAUUUUCCACGGCACUGUCCACGCCCGGGAGUGGAUCACCACCUUGACCGUUGAAUACUUUGCCAACAUCCUCCUGAGUGACUAUGCCACCAACACCGAGACCAAGUCGUGGGUCGACAAAUACGACUUCUACCUCUUCCCGGUCGUGAACCCUGAUGGCUUCAUCUACACGCAGACCGAUCGCUUGUGGCGCAAGAACAGGCAGACGACCUCGGGGAGCAGCUGCCUUGGCCACGAUAUCAACCGCAACUGGCCCUACCAGUGGAACGUGGCUGGUGGUGCCUCGACUAACCCAUGUGCUGAAGACUUCAAGGGCCUUGCGGCCGGUGAUGCCCCCGAGAACAAGUCCCUGAGGGACAAGAUCAACGCGAUCAAGACCCAACAGGGAGUGAAGCUCUACAUCGACUGGCACUCGUACUCGCAGCUGUUCAUGACGCCGUAUGGAUACAGCUGCUCCGCCACUGCCACCAACAACAACGAGCUGCAGUCUCUGGCUGGCGGUGCCUCCAAGGCCAUUGCCUCGCUCUACGGCACGCAGUACACCUAUGGCCCCAUCUGCACGACCAUCUACCCGGCCACCGGCUCGAGCGUGGACUAUGUCAACGACGUGACUGGUGCCGACUACGUCUUUACUGUGGAACUGCGUGACACCGGCCGCAACGGGUUCGUCCUGCCGGCGAGCCAGAUUCUGCCCACCGGGCAAGAGUCGUACGAGGGCGUCAAGUACCUGCUCCGGAACAUGAAGUAA
Molecule: messenger RNA, 1281 nt
Organism: Diaporthe citri
Lineage: Eukaryota; Fungi; Ascomycota; Sordariomycetes; Diaporthales; Diaporthaceae
Exons: 3
Coding region: 1-1281 (426 amino acids)
Biological process (GO): proteolysis
Molecular function (GO): metallocarboxypeptidase activity; zinc ion binding
Source: RefSeq, a predicted model, not a curated record